GCCGGACUGCCGCAGAGCCGUAAAGGGCUCUAGGAGUCGUGAGGUGGCGAGGCGCGGAAGUGUUGCUUUACGACGAUUUGAAGGGAAGGAGCAGGCCGGCGUUGGCUACUUGCGACUCUCGGCACCACACGUGGGCGAGUGUCGGUGUUACGUCCCAGAAUUCGUUCCUUUUGGCGUGGACAAGCCACACUGAAGGACAGAGUGGCAGCGGAGGCCAGGGGUCGUGAGCUGAUGGAUAUUGCUGUUGAAAAUGAAGGGACAUUGGGAGGAGGUCUGCAGAGUGGAGCUGAGGGGGCGCGGCUGAGGCUCGACUCUGGUAGGGAGAGAGUCGGGGGCACAGCAGGGACGGACGCUGGCAGCGUAGAAGUGGGGAAUGGACUGGCAGGAAUGGAGAAGACAGAUGAUAGAGAAGGAAGUGGACAAAAGGCAGAUGAGAUGCGAGUGGACCUAACGGUUGUGAAACAAGAAGUUAUGGACUGGUCGGAAAUGGAAGACGGGAUGCUGGAUGGCCGGUGGGUAAAGCAGGAGAUGGAGGAUGGGCCUGAGGUGAAAGAGGAGAAACCAGGCACUUUGGAGGUGAAGCAGGAGAUGGGAAGUAGUUUUGUGGUAAAAGAAGAGAAAGUGGAUGAAGCAGAGGUAAAAGAAGAGAAAGUGAAUGUGAAGGAAGAGUUAAUGGACUGGCUAGAUGUGAAGGAAGAGAAGAAGGAUAACUUGGAGGUAAAAGAGGAGGUGUUUGUUGCUCAGAACAUAAAAAAGGAGGAAAUGAUGGAUGAAGUUUGUGUUAAAGAAGAGAAGUAUUUCCCAAAGGAAGAAGUGAUGGAUGAUGAUACAAAGGUGAAAGAAGAGCCUCAGAUAAAUCCCCCAGUGGGUUUCAAACGGAAACUGGCCAUGUCAAGGUGUGAAACUUGUGGUACAGAAGAAGCAAAGUACAAAUGUCCACGUUGUAUGCGAUAUUCCUGCAGUUUGCCCUGUGUAAAGAAACACAAAGCAGAACUGACCUGUAAUGGAGUUCGAGAUAAGACUGCAUAUGUUUCUAUACAACAGUUUACUGAAAUGAAUCUCCUAAGUGAUUAUCGGUUUUUGGAAGAUGUGGCAAGAACAGCAGACCACAUUUCUAGAGAUGCUUUCUUAAAAAGACCAAUAAGCAAUAAACGUAUGUACUUUAUGAAAAAUCGUGCCAGAAGACAAGGUAUUAAUUUAAAGCUUCUACCUAAUGGAUUCACCAAGAGAAAAGAAAAUUCAACAUUUUUUGAUAAGAAAAAACAACAGUUUUGUUGGCAUGUGAAGCUCCAGUUUCCUCAGAGUCAGGCUGUGUACAUAGAAAAAAGAGUACCAGAUGAUAAAACUAUUAAUGAAAUCCUAAGACCUUACAUUGAUCCUGAAAAGUCUGAUCCUGUAAUUCGUCAAAGGUUGAAAGCCUACAUUCGCUCUCAGACUGGGGUCCAAAUUUUAAUGAAGGUUGAAUAUAUGCAGCAAAAUUUAGUAAGGUAUUAUGAACUGGAUCCUUACAAAAGUCUCCGUGACAAUUUGAGGAACAAAGUGAUCAUUGAGUAUCCAACAUUACAUGUGGUAUUGAAAGAAUCCAGUCAUGACAUGGAAGUUCUUCACCAAGGGAGAAGUGAAUCUACCAAGAACAUUGGCAAUGAAAAUUGAGCACUUCUUCUGGAGGAAGAAGGCGAAAAUUCCCAGACAAUUGCAGAGGACUGACUAUGCAUUGACUAGCUGUUGGAUGACUGGGAUAUUGUCAGUGGGUGGUUGAAAUUUGUUGUUUCUCUGAGUAAUUAAACAAUCUAAAAAUAUUUUU
Molecule: messenger RNA, 1804 nt
Organism: Ailuropoda melanoleuca (giant panda)
Lineage: Eukaryota; Metazoa; Chordata; Mammalia; Carnivora; Ursidae
Gene: ZNHIT6
Product: zinc finger HIT-type containing 6
Exons: 10
Coding region: 232-1653 (473 amino acids)
Biological process (GO): maturation of LSU-rRNA from tricistronic rRNA transcript (SSU-rRNA, 5.8S rRNA, LSU-rRNA); snoRNA localization; box C/D snoRNP assembly
Cellular component (GO): nucleus; pre-snoRNP complex
Source: RefSeq, a predicted model, not a curated record